AUGUCAGAGCGGCACGACACCAAUGAGCUCUCUGUUCAUUGGUGUCAUGGUCUCAACUUCACCUCAGCUCUUGCUUGCGCCGCUCCUCCAGUUCGUGUUGCUCACGCUGAUCGCGCUGCUCCUCCUGCUUUUUACGCUGCUCCUCCUGCUGCUCCUGCUGUUUGCGCUGUUCCUGCCACACAAGCUCCCCUGUAUCUGCUCCUGCUUCAGCUGCUCCUCCUCCAGCUGCUUUUUUCCUGUCCGCCUGCUAAGCUCUUCUCUGGCCUUCCUGAGGAGUUCCUUUCUGCUCUGAUAUCCUCCUGCUGCAGUGUUGUGGUUCCAGUGACACAUGAGAGGAGGGAAAACAAAAAUAAGUUAGGCAAGAACAAAACAACAAACAGUGAGGAGGAUCUUCUCAGUGUGGACAUUGGAGAGGUGGCAGGAGGAGACCUACACAUGUUCUCUUCACUGCAGACUCAUGGUUACAAUUUCCAGACCCGCACACAGACCUCAACGCCCGAACAGGUGACCCGUGGACACACAGACACCAGUGUCCAGGAAACUAACCAGGCCCUGACCAGCGCAGCUUCAGAGGUCUCACCGGAUCUGGCUAUUGCAUGCAAUGAGGUGGAUCUUCUGAGUGUGGACAGUGGAGAGGAUGUCUGUUGGGGUUCUCCAGGGAAACACAGAAAACUCACCCUGUCCAGAGCAGUAUUUAUCUUCAGCUGUUUCUGCAUAAAUCUGGAGGGCAGCGCACUUAUUAAAGGACUUCAUAGAGACACAUUUUGGAUAAGAGCCAGUGUUCCCAGGUCUCGGUUACAGUAA
Knipowitschia caucasica is the source of this 804-nucleotide messenger RNA. Lineage: Eukaryota; Metazoa; Chordata; Actinopteri; Gobiiformes; Gobiidae. The record is from the annotation of a GenBank genome assembly.